GAGACGCGGGCACGGUGGUUGAGUCCGGCCCGACAGUCCGCGUGUUACCCCCAGCACGUAAAGCAGGGCCGCGUUUUCUCGGCUUCCGGUCACUCUAUCUGAUACGCGCCAGAAACCCACGCAGAGAGAACCGUCCCGGAACGGUUGCGGGAGUGACUGACGGCUCGGCGGUGUCCGCGUCUCGGACCCCCGUUCGCGCCGGGCUCUGCCCAGUGAACCGGAAGUGACUGACACACUCGUGCCGCCUCCGACAGUCACCGUGACAUUCAACUGGGAACGUGCACACGGAGGAGGAUCUUGCUUCGAAUCUUGUGCAGAUUACGAGCGAACGGGAAGAAGGAGGAACGACCGAUGCGGAGGUGGAAGAAGAAAUCGUGGGUCCCGGCCGGCUGAUCCAGCCACCCAGCACUCGGUGGCCUGAGUGCUGGAGCAGAAGGCCCACGGGGUCGCGGUAGGGGGCUGCGGUCCCGCGAACUCCCGCCGGGAGGUUCGAGAUUGGCGGGCAUUAGGGAGUGGGCGUUCCGAGGGACCCGGCAAAUGUGGCUCUGUGUACGGUGAGCCGGGGUUACGGGGGCCGCGGGGCCCGUGGCGGUGGGGGUAGAUCUCGUGGCGAGGCAAGCGUGAGGCUACCCCUGAGUCCUCGCACUCUGUGCGCCCCUGGGGCCGGAGGAGGCGCACAUGCUCACGCUCAGGGCGCUGGACCCGCCGCAGCUGCGACUGCGGCGACCGGCCCUCCUGGAAACAACCCUGCCGGCGAAGAGGGGUCCGGCCUUCCGGACGAGCCGAUGGUACAAGUCGAGAGGGCGGCGCAACAGGGUACCUGGAUAUGCUGCGUGCCGUGUUACUGGCUCCGAAGAAGCAAAGCGGUGCACAAGGCGCUGCUCACGUUCGCGAUGCUGCUGGUCACCAGUCUGCUCGUCACCAGCCCGGUCCUCUUCCUCAUCACCACGCUGCCGGAAGGGGAGCAGCCGCGUGAAUGUUCGCCGCUGGACGAGGCUUGCAUCAGGGAGCGGGACGGUCCGGAGGGUGUCUGCGAGUCGAAAGCCUGCGAGGAGGCCUCGAAGCGGAUGGUGGCGUUCAUGAAGAAGGGGGUGGAUCCUUGCAAGGACUUUUAUCAGUUCGCGUGCGGCGGUAUACGCGACCAGCAGCCGUACCAGCCGAGCUCGAGCUUCAACAUGCUUCAGGCGAGGAUCGACGAUCAUCUUCACAAGAUGCUGGCGAACAAUACGGGCCACAUGGUUGGUGUGUUCGAGAAGCUGGGCAUGUUUUACAGCGACUGUUUGGCAUUCAAGGAGAAGCCCGUCAAUUUUACACCCGUUUACGAGCUGCUACGCGAACUCGGCGGCUAUAUACCCCCGAGGAACAUCGCGCCGGCCGACAUCACGCCGCUGGUGUCGAGGCUGUUGAGGGUGAACGGCGCGCCGCUCUUCGACUUCUACGUGGACGUGGAUCUUUACGAUCGCUCCAGGUCCUCGGUUUUCCUGGACCUGCCCACGAAGCACCACGAGGACGCGUUCUUCGCGGAGAACCUGGACGAAAGGUUGCGAUGGGCCAAGACGUUCGCGGCCACGGAGAAGCAGAAGCGGUCGGUUCAUGAGGAAAGUCGGGCUUACACCAUGAUCAGGAACAAGAUGGAGGAGCAGAGGUCGCGGAAGAUACGGAAGAUCGUCGAGGGCCUCCUACCGAAGACUAUGGACCCGAAGGAUCGGACCACGGAGACCGAUCUGCUAUUGCAAUUUUGCUUGUCCCUCAGCAAGAUCUAUCCGAAGCACAAGGACCUUUACAACUGGGUGGACGUCGAUCAAAGAGUCUACGUCCCUUUCAACAUGUCCUAUCUCCAGGAGAGCUUCGGUUAUAUAAGGUGGGGGACGCUGCUGAACGCCACUCUAGGCGCUGCCACUGCCGAUCUCUACAAUCACAGCCGCAACCGGGAUCGAUCUGCUUACGGCUACGAGGACCAGCUGGUCUACGUUUACGUCACCGCUCCCCGUUACUUCCGCAGCCUCGGGAAACUGCUGAAUCGCUUCUCCAGAAGGAUCAUUCACAACGGGCUGUUGCUGCUGUACGCGACGGACACCCUGCACGAUAUCGUGAACGUGACCGCGAGCAAGAAUUGGGAAUUGUCCUGCUUCAAGCUGACCAAGGAUGUGUUCAGUGAGAUCGUGGGCGCGCUUUACGUUCAACAAUACAGCCCUCAGCAUUUGGACACGUUGACCAACAGGGUGGGAGGGCUGUUCGAGCGUGUGAAGGAAACAGUGGCCGAGCGGAUCUUAGUGAAGUCCUGGCUGGACGAGGAGACCAGGACCCAGGCGCUGCUAAAACUGAACUCGUUAAAGGGUAGAUUUCACGUGUGGCCUGGUUUCUACAACGAGAGCCUGCUGGCCCGCGAAAUGACCGAGGUGAAGAUCGAUCCUGGCGAUUUUUUCCACAGCACGUUGAUGCGUUUCCGACAAAUCCGCACGGUGGACGACAAAGUGCUGAGGAGGAACGUGACCGAGAAACGCCGUUACCCUUACAGCGUGAACGCUUACUACGAAUCUUCGACGAAUACGAUUGGUAUCCCAUUGGCGAUGAUGACGGCCUGGUCAUGGUCUUGGGACGGAGGGCCAGCGUACGCAUCCCACGCGACCCUGGGCUCGGUGAUCGGUCACGAGAUUCUCCACGCGUUCGAUCUCCACAGGCGUCGGCUGCCGCUAGAUCCCGAUCUGAACGUCGAUCAGUGGCUCUGGAUCACUCCGGAGUCCUGGAAGAGGCUGGAGGCGAGGAUCGAGUGCGUCGCGAGGCUCUACGCCAGGAGCUUCUGGAAGAAGGUUCAGUUUUACGGGAACGACGUCGCGGUACAAUUCGACUGGAACGUGACGAGAAACGAGAACGUGGCGGACAUCGGAGCCUUGCAGAUUUCUUAUAAAACUUGGCACACUUUGACGAACGGGAAGGAUCGAAGUCUUCCCGGAUUCGAGGGACUUCGGCCGAGCCAGCUUUUCUUCAUAAGCGCCGCCCAGACUUAUUGUUCUAAUAUGACUGCCGAGGCCUAUAUUCUAUCCGUUGAACUCGAUUACCACACACCUCAGCCUGAAAGAGUCAACGGCAUAAUGAUGAACUCCCAAGCGUUCGCGGACGCGUUCCGCUGCCCGAUCGGAACCAAGAUGAACCCCCCGAACAAGUGCACCACUUGGUGAUGAUCAGGCGCGGAUAAUCGUUCGCCGAUUAAGUCAGACUUCAUCCAUCAAGAAAAACCAAAAAAACAAAACCACAGUUUGUCGAUCAUUGGGACUCGGCUCGGAACUUGCGGCGUCUUGCAGUUUGGGACCCAAGUGACGAGAUGGGUCAACUAUUUUUUCAGCAUCUGUCGAGCGAUCCUGCGCUGGAGGGAAUCGGUUCAAGUACAAACAGAAGGAUCAAUCGACCGGUUAACCGUGGAAAUUCACUGUGAAGAUAUCGUGGAUUCUAUGCCAACGAUCGGAGAGCAAUGGUGAACAGCUGUCCUCGAAACUUGUACGACUUCGAUCGCGACGCAAGAAGAAUCGAUCGAGAUUGGAUUGGCUUGUUACGAUGUUUCUGGGGUGUUUCAUGGACGGACGACUGCGCGGGAGCCGAUCUCCAUUCGGUGGUCGACGCAACACUCGUUUCAAAACGCGCCAUUAACGUUAAUAUCUCUCCCCUACGACGCUUUAGAGGACCUUAGAUUUACUCUAGUGAAAGCAAUAAAUUAUACGGAACA
Messenger RNA from Nomia melanderi (Alkali bee), 3721 nucleotides. RefSeq names its product neprilysin-1. Gene Ontology annotation, cellular component: plasma membrane. NCBI's taxonomy places the organism in Eukaryota, Metazoa, Arthropoda, Insecta, Hymenoptera, Halictidae. Gene Ontology annotation, molecular function: metalloendopeptidase activity. Gene Ontology annotation, biological process: proteolysis. The record is from RefSeq and is a predicted model, not a curated record.